GGGCGAGGGAAGCUGCUCACCGCGGACGAAGAGAAAGAGCUCGGCGGCGCGAUCCAGCAGCUCCUUCGAAUCGAGGCGAUGGAGAACGAGCUCGUGGAGGCGUCCAUCGCGGAGGAGCUCAGGAGGGAUAAAGCCGCCGCCGCCGCCGCGGACAGAGGCGAGAUCGUCACCGCGAUCGACGCCGGGCAGAACGCGCGGCGGCAGCUCGUCGUGAAGAACGUCGGUCUCGCGUACAGCAUCGCCCGCGACGUGUUCGAAAAGUUAAACCACGCCGACCGCGGGUUACUCUCCGUGUCCGACUUGGCGCAAGAAGGCUGCGCGGGGCUCGCGCAGGCUGCGGAUAAGUUCGAUCCCUCGCGCGGGUACAAGUUCAGCACGUACGCGUACAACUGGACGAGGAAGUACGUCGUGAACGCGAUUCAAAACAACGGGCGGACGAUUCGGUUGCCGAUUCACAUGCACGAGAUCAUGCAACGCGCGAAGAAAGCGACCAGGGAGCUCACGCAGAAGCACGGCCGCGCGCCCACGGACGAAGAGAUGUCGCGAACGCUCGGCGUCCCCGUAUCGCGCGUCCAGGAGAUCAACGACUGGGCCCGGAGCACGUUAUCCCUCGACGUCGGCGGCGGCGGCCGCUCCUCCGACGACGGCGACGGCGGCGCGGAGGGAAUGAUGGACGGCAUCGUCUUCGCGUUGGGAAGCAAGGACGGCAAGGACGGGAUGUUAUCCCCGCACGAGGCUGCGGAGGCGGACAUGGAGGCGGACUUGCUCCGCAGAGAUCUCGAGGAAGCGUUCGCGACGCUGCUCCCGCGCGAGGCGUUCGUGCUCCGGCACCGGUUCGGUCUCGCGGCGGCGGCGUCGACCGCGCUCGGCACCCUGCUCGGUGUUUCGCACGAGACCAUACGCACGUACGAACGCCGCGCGCUGGAGAAGCUCAAGCAGCCGUCGCGAGCGGCGCGAUUCGUGCGGUACCUCGACAAGGAGGACGUCGAGAGGUACACCGAGGCGCAAGGCGCGAAGGGCGCGGAGGAGCUCGCGAACGCGCUCUCCGCGGCUCUCGUCGCCGCGGACGCGAAAGCCGGCGGCGGGCGCAUCGCGCGAAGGAGAAACCCCGCGACGACGCCGUCGCCGAUGAUUGACCUCGCGUCCGACGGCGGCGGCGGCGGCGGCGGCGGGAAAGCCGCGGCGACGACGAAGCCGCGGCGCGCGCGGCGCCCGAGGAAGGUGGACAAAAGCGCGGAGAGCGAGGCGACCGUGGAGAUGACCGUGGAGGUCAAGUGA
Molecule: messenger RNA, 1278 nt
Organism: Micromonas pusilla CCMP1545
Lineage: Eukaryota; Viridiplantae; Chlorophyta; Mamiellophyceae; Mamiellales; Mamiellaceae
Exons: 3
Biological process (GO): DNA-templated transcription initiation; regulation of DNA-templated transcription
Molecular function (GO): DNA-binding transcription factor activity
Source: RefSeq, a predicted model, not a curated record